This is a messenger RNA of Dicentrarchus labrax (European seabass), 2958 nucleotides long. RefSeq names its product transcription regulator protein BACH1. Gene Ontology annotation, molecular function: protein binding; DNA-binding transcription factor activity, RNA polymerase II-specific; RNA polymerase II cis-regulatory region sequence-specific DNA binding. Bases 140 to 2140 code for a protein of 666 amino acids. Gene Ontology annotation, biological process: regulation of transcription by RNA polymerase II. The transcript has 5 exons. The record is from RefSeq and is a predicted model, not a curated record. NCBI's taxonomy places the organism in Eukaryota, Metazoa, Chordata, Actinopteri, Moronidae.
UGAGUGCUAACAGCUUCUGGUCCGAGUUGUCACAUGACGAGAGAAAAGUCUGACUCCGGAUGGCCAGAGCCGUCUCUGCACAAAAUUUACCAAUGGCAGUGUUAUCAAGCUGACAUGGCAGGCUGAGCUUGUAAGAACCAUGUCGCUCAAAGCUCCUCGCAUGUCAGUGUUCACAUUUCAGUCUGCAGUGCACAGCGCCCAUGUUCUUCAGUGCCUGAAUGACCAGAGGCAGCGGGAUGUCCUGUGCGAUGUGACAGUGGUGGUGGAAAACAGGAGUUUUCGGGCACACAAGUCUGUCUUGGCUUCCUGCAGUGAAUACUUUCACAGCAGGGUUACCAGUGUCACCAGACAGAAUCCCAUCAUCACCUUGCCUGAUGAGGUGACCGUUGAGGGGUUUGAGCCUUUGCUUCAAUUUGCCUAUACAUCAAAGCUGCCCUUCACCAAAGAAAACAUCCAUGCCAUUCACAGCAGUGCUGAGUUUUUGGGAUUUCAUAACUUGGAAUCAGCAUGCUUUGAUUUCCUCAUCCCAAAGUUUUCUGAAGGCAAAAGAACCUCACAGGAGGUCAAGCGUAGAGCUUGUUGUCAGAGCCGUGAUGCCAGUGCCAGCGUUGGCUCCAGUGUAGGGAGCAGCCAACCAAAAUCAUUUGAGUCACACGGCUCAGUGCCUUCAACAGGUGAUGAACGAACAGACUUCACAUCACAGUGUCCUCAGAGUGCACAGGGUCAGUCGAAUAGUGGGGAAGACCACUUCUGUUUGGAGAACUGUGGACCACAAAUGGCCCCCUUAUCUCUGGAGUUAACAGCAAAUGGCGUGUGCCCCAUGUUGUCUUUGCCAUGCCCAGACUCUGACAAAGUGGAUCAUUCCUCUCAAUUCUGCGAAAGGGACAUUUUAGAGAUAGGAGAUGUGUGUAAUCAGAGUGAGUUGAGUUUGGCAGACUGUGGCUUACCUUGUGAGCUGUCAACCACAGGGGAUGUGAAUCCGCCAGAACUCAUUGAGCCAGAAGGCAGCAAUGUUAAACAGACUGUUGAGACGCUUGGUGCUGAAACCAACUGUAACCCUAGUUCAUGUCCACUCAACACAUCAGGGGCGGAAGAUUGCCGUAAGUUAUUAGAGCAAAGUGAGGCUGGCCUUGAACAGAGGAUGGCAGGUGAUCUCUCAGACCCUACACUUACUGCUCUAAGCCACGAAGAGGGAUUUGGGGAGAGGAGCAGCGUAGAGAGAGAGGUGGCUGAACAUCUGGCGAAGGGAUUUUGGUCUGACCUAUGUCCAUCUCAUGCUCAGCCACUCCCCCUGGAUCCCAUAGACCAAAACAAUCUGGCAAAAGCAUCAGACUUUCAUUGGCUUAAGCAGCUGGACCUGACCUCCAGUGUAGGAGACUGUCCCUUCCUCAAGGAACUGGAGACAGGUGGUGACCCACCUCCACCCACUGACAGCCUGUCCCAGUCAGAGAAGAGUCCCUACAUGUCUUCCUCGCUCAACUCUGGGGAUGACUCAGACCUGGACACAGAUGGAGAUACUGAGGCCAACAACAAAAGAGCAGCAGAGAUUCAACUUCCAUUCCCAGUGGAGCAGAUCUCAGCACUGAGCCGGAGUGCCUUCCAGCAGCUUUUGAGACGCCAUAACCUCACCCAGGAUCAGCUGGAAUUUGUCCAUGACGUCCGCCGACGAAGCAAAAACCGUGUCGCAGCUCAGCGCUGCCGAAAGAGGAAACUAGAUAGCAUACAACAGCUAGAAUGUGAAAUCAAAAGAUUAAAAGGUGAGAAAGAGCGGCUGCUGCAGGAGCGAACUGAGCUGGAACAAAACCUGGAAGAGACGCGACAGAGUCUGUGUGGUUUAUGUAAGAGCGUCAGCAUCGAGUCUGGUUCUGAUGAGGACCACUUGCAACUUCUUGCUAAGCUCUCCUCACCAGACUUACCUAUUUUGUCACCUAACCAUGUGGGUAAAGAUGAGGAGUCCCAGAUCAAUAUUGAAAUGGUAAGUUGCUCCUCAGAUUGUGACCCAAGCACCCAGCCGGCAGGCUCAGUUCAAACUGCUGCACCAGAGGCCAGCACACAGACAGAGGAGGCAGGUUCUCCAGAGAGCUGCCCUGAUCCUGCAUCUCUGCUCAACACCUGUCUGGACAUUAACAAUAUACUGUAAUCCCCUUUUGGGAUAGAUAUGCUUUCCUGUGUAUUUCACUGAAUGAUUUUCUGCCUGAUAUCAGUCUCUUAAAGUGACAUAGAGAAAUGUCAGAUUUCCUUCACUGUAUUUCUAAUAUGCAUUUUACUGUAGUAAACACAGAUUCCAGUAUUAAUCAUUUUGAAAGUGCAGACAAUUUUCAGGUAAUUUCCAAUUCCAUUUGUACAUUAGGAGGAUGUUUCGUAAAAUUAAGUUUGUUUUUCUCAGGGAAACUCAUAACCCAAUUGUCUUUUAUGGCUAAUAUAAUUCUUGCUGCACACCCACCUAACUCUCCUCCUUUAUGCACACAUAUUCUCACAGUUAUAAAAAAACAUUUAUUUAAUUUUAGGCAAAUUUGUCUAUCAUUAUAAUCUUGACACAUACUGUAUUAUUCCCCCACUAUGCUGUUUCUUUUGUUAAAUAUGCACAGCACUAACAGAUCUUUCUACAGUAGAUUAUGAGGAAUUGUUACGGCUAACUUAAAUUCUCAACAGCAUUAUUUGAAUGCCAGUGGAUUGUUUGAAUGAAAGUUUGAGGAAUGGUUUCAGUGUGUCUGAGUGUGUUACAAGGGAACAUAAGAAAUUAUGUUAUUUGAUGCAAAAUGUGCCUUACGCAGUAGUAUAGUAUGAAUACAGAACAAAAGGCAACCUUUUUAUAUUCUUGUCUCAAGCACUGUUGCACAUUAACCCAGAGCCCAUAUUAAUGGCAUUAUCUUACAUUUAGGUCUGUCUUCAUAUUGAGUAUUUUUUGUUAAAUGCUUUCUUGGAUUACAUGUUUAAAUAAACAACAUUUUGUUACCA